AUGCCGCUCCUCAGCCUCCUUAUUUUGACCUUUGUUGGCUCAGCUAUUGGUGUAUCUGGCCCUCAUCAGGAGAAUGAAUUGAACGGGCAUGCAUUGCGCAAGGCUAUGCCUGCGGCAAAACUGCACAGAGCUGCUGUAAUCCCUACUCGUGUACAGCGGGCGGAUGCUAUUGAGGAUAUGGAGAGUGAGCAAGGACGUUGA
Messenger RNA from Penicillium samsonianum, 201 nucleotides. RefSeq lists its product as uncharacterized. The record is from RefSeq and is a predicted model, not a curated record. Bases 1 to 201 code for a protein of 66 amino acids. NCBI's taxonomy places the organism in Eukaryota, Fungi, Ascomycota, Eurotiomycetes, Eurotiales, Aspergillaceae. The transcript is spliced from 2 exons.